AUUAGCUUAUGAUAUACUUUCGCUGAUGCCUUUGAUUUUGAUAUUCAAGGGAAUACCUGGUUACGAGAGCUAUGUGUUGACUGGCCGGUGGUUGCAGAUCGGACGAAUUUACAGACUAUUCGUGUUCUUUCAAGAUAUAAAUGAGCAUAUGCGUAAAUCACGUCGAAUAUUAUUCUUUAGUGAACAUACUAUAGCCGUUACGUUAAUACUCCACGCUGCCACUUGUAUAUGGUAUUCCUUAAACAAGUUACCAGAAAUGGAACACCCUUGGCAUAAUCUUGGAUACCCACAGCAUGUACAUUCAAGGAGCUUGAGGUUCUUUAGUUACAAAACAUGUUGGUACUACUGCACUGGUCGAUUCUUCAACGUCACGUUUGGGGAUUCAUUUCCUACGCGUGACAUGGAGAAGUGGUUGACUACAGGGUUGAUGCUCGCUGGAUAUGUAUUCUUUCGAUUUCGCUUUAUAGGCACUCUUUCAUGGGAACUUGUCCUUGAAAAUUCUAGACGAGCACACUUCGUUGAUAAGUACCAUCACAUGAUGAAGUACCUAAAGUUUAACAUGGCGCCAUCUUGGCUCGUCGAACAGUGUAAGAACUAUAAGCUUCAACUGUGGCAAAUGAAGGCGGGGAUACUGAGAUCGGACCAACUACAGAAACUGCCGCUGCCAUUACAGAUGGAACUAAUCUUCGACAUUAACGUCGGGAAUUUCCAUAACUCCAUGCUAUUUAGAGAUACUCAGGAAUCAUUCAUGCGUCAAAUUUCUCUUCUGAUGCGUCACGAGUUGUAUUUGGCUGGGCAGCAUAUCUGGAGCCAGGGUGUUGUUAAGAAUGGAAUGAUCUGCAUUAAGAGAGGCGUCAUAGAAAUGUUGUCUGACGAAGAUGAUGAGAGUCCAAUGAUUGCCUUCAAAGAUGGAACUGUACUCGGAGAGCUUAGCCUGUUCUACUCAAUCCCAUCCAAAGUUACUGUGAAAGCAGCUACUUACGUAGAACUACAGGUUUUACGAAGAACAGAUUUUAUGCGAGUAAUCGUUGAGCACCCGGCGAUGUAUGAACUGAUAAAAAAUAAAAUUGAUACAAGACUCAAGUCAGCAAAGACAAGACAGGAAGCAAUAGAAAAUUACGAUAAAGGUGACUCGAGGCUAAUUCGAACCCGCUACCGACCAAUGAAAGUGCUUAAAGACAAGUUGACUGGAGCUGAAGAGGAGGACCCUACUUUUGUGGAUGACUCUCACAUGUAUUAUAGAGACGAGAAUAAUGAACGCCAGCCAAAGUUCACUACGGAGUUCCUUGAGCUAUAUCAAAUGUCCAGUAACGUGACCACGAUAGAUGCACCUCAUAUUUGUCUAAGAUCUAACUUUCCAUGGAUAUUGAUGCCCGAUACCGACUUUACACACAUGUUUGACGUAGCUCACUUUCUAAUCAUCGUGUAUGUGUGCUUCAUGUCUCCAUACUCUGCACUCCAGAACUAUCACUCGGAUACUGAGAAGGUCCUCGGCACUAUUGUGGUCGCAGCCUUAUUGAUAAAUAUAUACAUGCAACUGACUACAGCUACUUAUGAAAAUAACGUACUAAAAGAAACGGUAAAAGAAAUAGCAGAAGUAAAAAUGGCGUCUUUUGGGUUCUACCUAGAUAUUAUAUCUGUGUUCCCUGUGUCUAUAUUCACUGAUACUAUGGACCCUCAAGGAGAGACGGUGGCUGGUCAAAUAGCUAUGCUUUUCCCGAUCCUACAAGUGUGGCAUAUAUGGCAUUAUAUAAACAAGUGGGCUAAGAAUUUUAAUAGCCAUACGAAAAUAUUGAUCUUGUUCAAAUUUUGCCUGAUAUUCGUCAUAUUUUGCUACUGGUCUGGAUGUUUUCUGUAUCUCUUUGCGUGUCCAAGGAAACUUUGCAGGGCUAACUCCUGGAUGUCGCAGUUGAUAUACUGGGAGACGAAGGUGUUCAUGACGAAUGAGGCUCGUCACGAGAGCCCUCUGAAGACGUCCUUCUUGUUCGGCACGUCAGUUUUCACUGGUACUGGCAGCUCGGAGGUUGCACCAGGAAGCCUCGACCUCUUUGUAGUGAUGUUCAUAUACGUGUUGGGAGCUUACCUAUCCUGUUUCUACACGGCAAACAUCUGUAGUAACUACCUGCUCUCUACACAAAGGAAGUUGAAAUUCAAGGAAUCCAUGCGGGAGUUGUUUUAUUUCCUCUCAGUAAAUCACGUUAGUGGAAAAAUCAAAGCGCGGGUGAAAAAGUUCUUCUGCGUGCAGUGGUAUUACAACCAUGCCGUGUCUACACAAGAAAUAUUCUCUGACAUGUCCACAAAUAUUCAACAAGACGUACUUUCAAUAGAAAUGGUCCGGACAUUGGGUUUCUGCCCUUUAUUCCAGGUAUUAAAUCGAGAUUUUCUGCAAACUGUGGCGAGUAAUACAAGAAAGUUGAUACUGCCUGACAAUGAGGUGGUACAGCAUGCUGGUGACAUAGGCCGGGACAUGUAUAUCUUGAAAAACGGUCACUGUAACUUGUUGAAUAAUCUAGGUAGGAGGCAGAUGACAAUCGGACCUGGCACUCAUUUCGGGGUCGUGGAAAUGCUCUUUGGUUUACCAAAGGUAUAUACGGUGGUGACGUCAACAAACUGCAUAUUACUGCAUGUGGAAUAUACUUCGUUGGUGCAGUGCUGGGGAACGUUCCCGGACAUUAGUCACCCCAUUAUCACGGCGUUGGCAGAUGAAAACGUUAAAAAACUAGCUGUUGCUUUCGAAGAUGCUAAGCCACUGAUCGGUCGACUGGAUGCCAAAACUAAUAGGAUCGCGCAAGAGAUAAAAGAAAGUUUCGUGCUUCUAACAACGAGGGAACAGAGAAUUCAUUACGUAAAUACAUUCAACAAGUUAGGAGUUUUGAGACACGUUAGGUACAUCUUCAUGCCAGGAUGCAUUACUCCCCAUGGAUUGUUCCUGAAGUUCUGGUGCGCUGUUCGCUUCGUUGUCGCCGUGUUUUACAUAUUCGCUGUACCGUACGAUAUUGCUUCAAAACAACACAAGAACAGUGGUGCAUACAAUUGGUGUGAUGUAAUUCUGUACAUAGACAUAGUGAUAAUGGCGUAUGUGGCAUACUAUAAUGAGAAUUCCCUUCUUGUUACACACCCAUUAUUAACAGUGUCUAGAUAUUUGAAGAACGCCUUCUUACUCGAUAUUAUCAGCAUUUUCCCAUUCGAAGAAGUUUUCCAAAUAGUAAAUGAUAAUACUGAUAUGGAUAUUUAUAGACUCAAUCGAAUGCUUUUGGUAUCUAGAGUAACCGGUGCUUUCUCGUACUGGGAGAGUGAUAUAAUGCGAACAAAUCCUGCUGUUGUACUGCUCAAGUUCCUACCGAUAGCAGUAACUAUCGUCAAUUUAGCUACCGCAUUCAUUUUGGUGAACGCCUGCGAGCCUUACCUACCUAAUGCUAAUUCGCCAUACAUAUUCGUGAAUUGCACAAAGAUUCUUAUCGUUUCUAGUAAUACGAAUGAGCCUACGCGUGCAUUCAUGGAAUACCUGUACACUUUCUAUUGGGUUUUCGAGUUAUUUGUGGGUUUGGGUUGUCCGCCUGUGAAUAUGACGAGUUCUGUAGACCUCUGGAUGAUGAUGGUUCUGCAGCUCGCUGGGUUCCUCUACUUCGCCUUCAUGUUUGGAUACGUUGCCUCCACUAGGACUGCCGCUGCGCACGCGUUAUUGGAACAUAAUGAAAAAACAAAGGAUCUAGCCAACUUUCUGUACCAAGAGAACGUGGACCCUAUGUUGACGGUGAAAACGUUGAAAUAUUUCGAAUAUGUGUGGAAACGAACCAACGGCAGUAAUCCACAGAGAAUAUGUCGUCACUUAAACUCGGCUUUGAUGGAAGACACGCUAGUGUUCAUGUACGAACGAGCACUGCGCGAGGUACCUUUGUUCGGCAAAGUCGAGAGAUCAUUCAUCAGGGUCAUCACUCAGCACCUACACGAAAUGUACUUUCUCAGGGGUGAUACUGUCAUACAAUGUAGGGAUAUACAACCCUAUAUCUUCAUUAUUUAUCGUGGCAAGGUAGAUGUUCUGACGUCAUACAAUGAAAUGAUAACGUGUAUGGGCCCAGGUGGAAUGUUCGGUAAUUUCACAGGCCAACCAAUAUCAUGUUCGGAAGUAACGAUCUAUGCGAGUCGGAGCCUUGAUUUAUUAGUUAUACCCAGUGUGACUUUCUUCAACUUGAUCAAAUAUUACCCCAAGAUUCAUGAGCCUUUGAACAAGGCUUUUGAGAUGUCUCGAGAUUAUAUCUUGCCUAUUAAUAUGGAGAAUGAUGACGACGACUCCUCCGAAGACGAAUCGACUUUUGACAUGAUGUCUAUGGAAUCAGGAGGUGAUUCGAAGAGUGGUUCCAGUAGAUUUGACUUGUCAGGGUCACUACCGAUGAGCAGCGCGUCACAGUCUAACCUGAGCCAAUCGAAGUCGUCAGCCAGUGUGUCCACGUAUCACAGUUACUCACACGCCUCUAAUCUGCUGAGGCCCGGAACGCUCAUGUUUCAGAGUUACGGCUACGUGACGUGUAUAGCAGUGACGAUACACUAUGUAGUGGGUCUGUAUGACCUGGUGACCUUGAACGAUUGUGCCAUACUAUUCUGGAUACAUGCGCUUUUGGACAUCUACUUCUAUUGCAAAGUCUAUCUUAGUAUGCAUCAGGGCUACAUAAGUAGGCACGGCGAGCUGAUACUGGACGGCUCCAAAUGUCGCCAUAGAUAUUUCAAACACAAAAUGUGGCCGUGGACAGAUCUCCUCGUUAAUUUUCCACUGGAAUUCUUCGGAUUCGGUUUCCCGAAUCCUAUCAGAGCUAUGCAUUACCUGCGUGCAACCAAGCUGCUCAGACUGAAGUAUCUGAUUGAGUUCUACCGCACCACUUCUCGAGAACUUACUAACAAUCUGACUAUGUUACAGGCGGUGAUGACUGUAAUAGGCGUGGUGAUAAUGAUACACACUUUCGCUUGUGUGUGGCUGCUCGCAAUGAUUGGCACCUCUCCUGUCGGCAUCAUACGGACCUUGAAGAUACACAUUAUUGAUACAGAGACGCCACAAAUUCGCUGGGAUUACGUCACUUCAAUUUAUGUGAUCGUGGCCCAACUGACCACAACUGGUAGUGACGAGUUUGUAGUCGACGAGAAGCUUCCAAUGAGUAUCCUGGCCGUUGUACUAGUUUGUGGGAAGAUGUUGGCGGCUAUUGUCGUGGCUGCUUCCAUCCAGCUGGCGUACUCCACCAAAUAUGCUCUGACAGCGUAUGAGAAAGCUACCAGGGAACUUAUCGACAUGUUGAAGAAUCAAGGAUUGUCUGAUUAUCAACUACAAAAGUUUUGGAAGUACAUCCAGCAGCUUUGGGUCACGGAGCGUGGGAGACAGCUGCCUCUCCUCAUAUCACAAACUCCUUACGUACGACGGUGUGACCUGAUGUCAGCUAUGUUUGGGCAUCACUUGAGGAACUGCUACAUAUUCGCUGAAACUGGGGAGUCAUUGCUACGACAGCUCACUGUUGCUCUUGAUUACACUAUAUUCUUCCCUGGAAACUACAUAGUGGUGGCAGGCGACAGCGAGGCACGCAUGUACUGGGUGGCUUCAGGAACUGUUUCAGUAGUGUCAGUGCGCGCCGACUUAACGGAGAUCACACAUGAACUGCUGGGACCUGGAGACGUUUUCGGGAUACUGCAGGGCAUGAAUAGGGGCAUCUCGCAUUGCUUCUCGUACAGAGCUGAGACUAAAGUCAGUAUCUUAACGCUGAGCCUGGACUCCUGGAUCAAUAUACUACCAUUCUUCCCCGAAGCAAAGAAGAUGAUAAUGGAAAGAUCAGAAGUAUUAUUUACGCAGAUAGGAUAAGUCCAGGAUAGAUGGUCCACUUUUUAAAAUGUAUUAUUUUAUAGCCACGCAUUCAUUGAUAACUUUGGUCUUGCGUACACGCUUACGGUCACAAGGUUCUUUAGGCAUGCGGGG
Molecule: messenger RNA, 5953 nt
Organism: Spodoptera litura
Lineage: Eukaryota; Metazoa; Arthropoda; Insecta; Lepidoptera; Noctuidae
Molecular function (GO): intracellularly cyclic nucleotide-activated monoatomic cation channel activity; protein-containing complex binding
Source: RefSeq, a predicted model, not a curated record